Molecule: messenger RNA, 2689 nt
Organism: Danio rerio (zebrafish)
Lineage: Eukaryota; Metazoa; Chordata; Actinopteri; Cypriniformes; Danionidae
Gene: caprin1a
Product: cell cycle associated protein 1a
Cellular component (GO): cytoplasm
Source: RefSeq, marked provisional
CUGCAUUGUUAAGACGAAACUCGCGGAGCUGCUGGAGUUGCCGGGGAGCGUCUGUUGUACUUAAAGAAAAUAACAUCUAAAACACUGAAAUCCAACUGUGUCAUACAAAUAUAUCUUUCAAAACAUUGAAAGCAAAGAUGCCAUCAGUGACCGCUGGCGACAAUGCUGUUCACUCUUCCAGUCCGGAUUUGGGCUCUGCACCAUCUGAAGCCCUCAAGCAAGUUCUUGUUGUAAUUGACAAGAAAGUUCGCAAUAUGGAAAAAAGAAAGAGUAAACUGGAUGAUUACCAGACCAGGAAGGACAAAGGAGAACGUCUCAACCAGGAUCAGCUGGAGGCUUUAUCUAAAGCUCCGGAGGUGGCUCACAACUUGGACUUUGCCCGUGAGUUGCAGAAGAGCUUCCUGGCUUUAAAUGUGGAGAUCCAAAAAACAGUGAAAAAGGCAACCCGGCGGGAGCAGUUGAAGAGGGAGGAGGCAGAGCGCAAGCGACUGAAGGCCGUGUUGGAGAUCCAGUACCUGCUGGAGCAGCUAGGGGAGGAGAAUGUGAGGCAAGAGCUGACUCAGUCCACCGGAGAAGCCUCUUUGCUCACAGAGGCCGAGCUCAUGGGUUUGGAUGAGUUCUACAAGCUGAUUGGGCCUGAGCGGGACUCUAGCGUAAGGUUGGCUGAGCAGUUUGAUGAAGCAUCCGUGCAUUUGUGGGAGCUUUUAGAGGGAAGGGAUAAAGCUGUGGCUGGAACCACAUACAAAGCCCUUAAGGAAACCUUGGACAAGAUGCUGCUAAGUGGGUACUUUGAUCGUGCUCCAACACAUCAGAAUGGAGUGUGUGAAGAAGAGACGGGAGCCACAGUGGUGGAGUCAUCAGAGAGCGAGGAACAUCCUGCUGAGCCAGAGGGAGCUGCUCAGGAAUACUCAGAAACUGAGGUUGAAGCAACAGAGUUUGUAAACAGACAGUUCAUUCCAGAAGCUGCCUAUAGCAGCAGUGAAAAAGAGCAAGGAGCAGAGUGGAACACAAGUUCUCAGGUGGUUAGUGUCCUCCAGCAGCCACAGCAGCCUCCUGCAGCCAUGAGCCCGACUCUGAUGAGCUCAGAUGCGCACACGCUGAACGCCGUCCUCCCUCCUCCUCCUGCAACAGAUCCAGUGGUCCGAAAGCAGGCAGUACAAGAUCUCAUGGCGCAAAUGCAGGGUACCUUUAACUUCAUGCAGGACUCAAUGCUGGAGUUUGAGGGGCCGCCUUUAGAUCCUGCCAUUGUGUCAGCGCAGCCUAUGAAACCCGCACAGAUGGUCUGUCCACCAGAAUCCCGACUCCCCCAACACAAUGCUCUUUCUGUUCAGCCUGAGCCUACACAAGUCCCAAUGGUCUCUGCCUCCACACCCCCGCUCUAUCAGCCCGCUCAUACCUCAGAGCCACGACCGCAGACGGACACCAUUGACCCCUUACAGGUCUCCAUGCCCCUGCCGUCUGAGCAGCCCCCCACCCCUUCCUCUCAGCCUCAGGUGUUUCAGCCCAAACCCCUUCACAGCGGCAUCAACGUUAACGCAGCUCCAUUCCAGUCCAUGCAAGCGGUGUUCAAUAUGAACGCUCCAGUUCCCCCAACCAAUGAGAUGGACUCUCCGAAGAUUUCCAGCCAAUAUCAGAGUAGUUAUGGUCAAGGCUUCAGCACACAAGCUGCCCUUCCAGCUGAACAGCAGGAAAUGCCUCAAGAAGCCCUGCAGUCAGUUGGCUCUUUCCAGUCUCAAGACCAAGGUAUUACAUCUGCAGGGGGACACCAGUCUGCACCACAGCAGCCCUCGGGACAGGGAACAGGAUUUGGGCGGCCAGGCCAGUCUUUUUACAGCAACAGAGCAAUGCCACGAACUGGACCCAGAAAUCCCAGAGGCUCUUUGAAUGGUUACCGUGGACCAUCAAAUGGAUUUAGAGGUGGAUACGAUGGGUAUCGUGCUCCAUUCCCCAACACUCCUAACACCGGAUACGGUCAAACUCAAUUCAGCACUCCACGAGAUUACUCCAACAACACCUACCAACGGGAAGGAUAUCAGCAAAGCUUCAAGCGAGGAGCUGCCCAGGGACCUCGAGGUUGCUCUCGAGGUAAUACUCAAGCGAUGCGAUCCUAAAAUCUUUGGGAAGACUUGUUUCUUUUUGGCCACUUUGAACAUUCAAUUAUUGAGAAUGUUUUCCCCAGCCCAUAUUUUUACUCCUAUCAGUGGUUCCGUUUUGUUUUUUUUUUUUUGUUUUUUUUUUGUUUUUGCUGUUGGCUUAUUGAUACAAGUAAGCCUGCUUUGAUAGUUUUAAUAUACUAAAAAGUGUUUUACAGAGACCCAAUGGAGAGCUGAAAGUGUCAGUGUUGUGAAUUUUCAGCCAGGUCGUGUUUAAAACAUAGAUAUUCCUGUAAACUUGAAAGAUUUUCAUUAAUUUAUUUUUUUUAUAAAAUAAAAUGCAAAAAGAUAACUGCCACUGUCGGUCCAAUCCAUAGGAGUGUUUCUGAUAUUUUGUUGGCCUGUCCCCCUUCCCAUACUUGGUUCUUUGCCUGUGUAUUGGGUACCGAAGGCGUUAAUUGUUUGUUUUUGUUGUUGUUUUUUUCCACCCCAUUUCAUUUUGAAGAUUAUUUUGUUGGUUUGUUUUCUGCUGUCCUGCCCUUUGUAUGCUCAUGUCACUCCUUGAGAGAAUGUUUCAAUAAAGAUGUGUUGCAUUA